GGUAUUUGUCAGACAAAAAUGCCCCAAUUAUCCAGCUGCUCUCAGGGUUUUGCUGACAUGCCAGACUGGUGGCGGAGGCUGCUGUGGAAAACAAGCGGAGCUGAGCAGAGGACGGAAGAAGCUCAAACUUACUUCGAACACAGCAACCCUGCUCUUGAGGACGUGUGAUGAUGUUCUAGCACCCUCCUGUGGCACAUGAGGACAUGGUGAUCUCAGUCUGCCAGGCCCUGCUCACUUAUGUGCCCCUUCUGUGGUUCGUAAGAGUGACCGGUGGGAUGCCUGACCCCGCUCAGAGGGACCUGCUGAUGCGCCAGGAGGCGUUCAGACAGACGGGAGGCCGGGUGGCGCUGACGGCGGCUGAGCAGAAGCUGGAUGCUUACCUCCAUCACUUAAAGGAGAAAGAGAUGUCAGCUGCACAGUUUCCUCCUGCCAUCCACUUCUUUAAAGCAAAGCCCCUCAUCGAGAAGAGCUCGAUCUUCAGACUGCUGCAGAAGAUGCCCAAAGGUGCAGCCCUGCACAUCCACAGCUCCGCCCUGGUCAGCGUCGAAUGGCUGGUGAAAAACGUCACCUACAGGCCGCACUGCUACGUCUGCUUCACGUGGGACAACUCGGUCCGCUUUUUGUUCUCCAACCGCCAGCCCUUCCCACGGUGGGACUGUUUCUACUGGCAGCUGCUCGAGACCUUGAGAGCCAAAAUAGGAGACCCCACGGGCUUUGACGACAGUUUAAUGCGGCACCUCACGCUGUUCACUGAGGAUCCAGAUGGUGAGUACCCAAACCAAGAUGUUGUGUGGGACAAGUUUGAGAAAGCCUUUAUCGCAGCUGCUGGACUAAUCACCCACGCCCCGGUGCUGAGGGACUACUUCUACAAGGGUCUAACUGAGCUUCAGCUCGACAACAUCAUGUAUCUGGAGCUCAGGAGUGGCCUCUCAAGGACGUAUGAACUUGAUGGAACCAUUCACGAUAAGGUUUGGUCUCUGAAAAUAUUUCAAGAAGUGACGAAGAAAUUUAUAGCCAAUCACCCGGACUUCCUCGGGGCCCGCAUCAUCAUUUCUGUACACAGGGCCCUGAGUGUAUCUGAGGUUAAAGCAGCCGUGAAAGAAGCCAUUCAGCUGCAAAAGGACUUCCCAGAUGUUGUUGCAGGAUUUGACAUGGUUGGCAGGGAGGACAGUGGCAGGACGCUUUGGUACUUCAGAGAGGCGCUUUCUUUACCGGCUGAACUCGGUGUCAGGCUGCCAUACUUUUUUCACGCAGGGGAGACAGAUGAUGAAGGCACCGACAUCGAUCAAAACAUUCUCGACGCCCUGCUGUUCAACACCACACGCAUCGGGCACGGCUUCGCUUUGACACACCACCCAGUGGCCAAAGAGCUUUCCAGGCAAAGAGACGUAGCCGUGGAGCUGUGCCCCAUCUCCAACCAGGUGCUGAAGCUGGUAUCGGACCUGCGGAACCACCCUGCGGCUGUGCUGAUGUCCGAGGGCCACCCGAUGGUGAUCAGCUCCGAUGACCCGUCUCUGUUCGGCACCACGGGCCUCUCCUACGACUUCUAUCAAGCCUUUGUUGGCAUCGGGGGCUUAAAAGCGAACCUGGGCACUCUGAAAGAGCUGGCCGUUAACUCUAUCAGGUACAGCUCCCUGCCGGCUCAUCUAAAGGAGGCGGGUUACGCCAUGUGGAAGAACAAAUGGGAUUCCUUCAUUGUUGCUGACAGCCAAGCAGAUCCCUUUUGACCGGAAGGAUGCUUGUAAAUAAAAGUGCAGCUUUAAACGACUGAGAAUCAGUGAAAUAUGCCUCACUGGAACUACUGUACUACUGUAUCUGUAACGGGUAGGCUGAAUAGAUUUUUACUUUUU
This is a messenger RNA of Scatophagus argus, 1850 nucleotides long. RefSeq names its product adenosine deaminase 2b (gene ada2b). Bases 204 to 1727 code for a protein of 507 amino acids. NCBI's taxonomy places the organism in Eukaryota, Metazoa, Chordata, Actinopteri, Scatophagidae. The record is from RefSeq and is a predicted model, not a curated record. Gene Ontology annotation, molecular function: adenosine deaminase activity. The transcript is spliced from 10 exons. Gene Ontology annotation, biological process: adenosine catabolic process; inosine biosynthetic process.